This is a messenger RNA of Lotus japonicus, 4883 nucleotides long. RefSeq lists its product as uncharacterized. Gene Ontology annotation, molecular function: zinc ion binding. The record is from RefSeq and is a predicted model, not a curated record. The transcript has 8 exons. Lineage: Eukaryota; Viridiplantae; Streptophyta; Magnoliopsida; Fabales; Fabaceae. Bases 1 to 4683 code for a protein of 1560 amino acids.
AUGAAAAAGGUGAAGAAAGGAAUCACACAAGCCUUUCUGGAUAACAAAGAGGAAAGGAUAGAGGAUGAUAUCAUUUGGCCCACUCCUAUCAAGCUAGAAGAUGUUGGCAAAAUGAAUCUUCAAUAUGAUGAUUCAGAAAUUCCAGUUGAAUUUCUUGCCAAGAAGAGAAGAGCUGAAAGAGAAAGAGAACAAGCAAACAAAGGUGUCAAACAGAAGGUAAAGACCUUGAAGGAUUUGGAUGCACAAGCAAGAACGGUUCCAAACAAGCAAACUGUGAAUCCUGCCUUGCGUAUUGCACCGUUCCCUGAGGACGAGCCAGAACAGUCCAGGGAAGUGUCAAAUGUACGCACCAAGGAACGUUUAAUCAAGAUCACUAAGGGCGGAGUUCCUCUACAGUCUGACUCAAAUCCAGUUGCUUCGAGAACAAGAUCUGGACAAGGGUCACCUGCCAGCACGAUCGCAGAACCCAAGAAGAAGAAGCUUAAGCGUUUGAGGAAGCAGUUCAAUGAUGAACCCACUGUACCUGUUCAGAAACCCAAAUACAACAAACGGAAGACACUUGCAAAUGAACCUGAUGAACCCAAGAAUGAAGAAGAUUUUCUCAUCCACUCCACCAUUGCCAAAACUUUGGACAUCAAAUUUCCACACUUUGAGGUAAACGCUGAAAUCUCAAAUCAAGAAUUUGUUAAUUCACUGUUAGAUGAUUCUUAUGAUCCUCACAAGACCUCACCUCCACCACACCACUCACCAAAACAACUCUCCCCUACUCCAAACCAAAAAGACCUCACUGUGAAUCCCACUGAUCACAGUUCACCAAAAUUUUCUCCUGUCACAGCUAUGGAUUCCUCUGAUGAGGAACACAUUGUUCAACAAAACGAACCAAGAUCCCAACUGUUCAAUUUCUUUCCACUAACCUUGACAACACAAAUUGACCUACCCUUUCAAAAGCCUCAACAAGGUUCCACACUUGAAAGCCCCACAAAUCAUACCUCCAAGCCAGCCACUCUCUGCACCCUUUCUCAAGUGAGAAAAAGGCGUCUUCAGACGCUAGUGUCCUCUGCCAUUAAACGCAGACGCAUUGCAGGAACGUCCAAGGCUUCCUCCAAGGCUUUUCAAGAAAAGUUGAUCAAGAAAAUUGAAAAAUCACCCAACCGUUCCGUAUCCUUUUCUUGGAAGAAACCCUCAGAUGUUGGCUACAAGUUUCAUGUAGAAGCCACCAAGGUACCGGACUGGAAUGAAUGGCAACUCUGUGUCACAGAAGGAUAUGUUGGCACACUGUUCUAUUCUCUACUGAACAGAGUCACUGCUCUACUCAUGAUCUUGGGGAACUGGGUUUAUGUUCUCCUACCAAGGAACAUUCCAGAGUUUCUUCUUCGUCCGGAGAAGCUUCAUGUUGUCAAAGGCAAAGGUAAAAUGUAUGAUGAAGGUGAAUGUUCAUCCCCUCUGAACAAUACACAUGCUGAAGAAGAGAUCAUUCCUUCUGAUGUGGACACUUUUGUCUCUAUGUGGCCCAUUGCUAGAAAUUUAGUAAAUGUCCAUGUCUGGCAUAGUGGCAAGUUUGUGUCAGAACCUAGUCUGGAUUAUUUAAAUGGUAUAUGUUUUACUGUUGACAAAUGGGAUGUAGAUGAGAUAAAUUCCAUUGAUUUAGGCAAAGUUGUAAAAAGGUUGGGGUAUGUCUCAUUUAAUAUAUGGUAUAGACACCCUGAUUUUGGACUUUCUAGUGGUUGUAAGCCAUUUAGGGAUGAUGGAGAUGUGGUGGCUUUUCUGAAUGAUGUAAAGGGACAUAGUGAAGUUGACUUUUAUGUUGAGCAUUUAGUAGAGGAAGUACCAGAACUUGUAGAUGACUUUCAGUUCCUUGAAUACACACAAGCUGGUCAGGGUGAGGGAGUUAAGGAGAAUGGUGAGGGUUCUGUUGGUGAGGGUUCUGUUGAGGGACUUAAUGAUGGCCAGGGUGGUUCUGGUGAGGGACAAAAUGAGAUUGUUUAUGAGGAUUGUGAGGUAGUUGGUGAGGGAGUUAAUGAAGGACAAAAUGAGAUUGUUAAUGAGGAUUGUGAGGUAGUUGGUGAGGCAGUUAAUGAAGGACAACAUGAGAUUCUUAAUGAGGAUUGUGAUGUAGCUGGUGAGGGACUUGAUGAAGGACAACAUGAGAUUCUUAAUGAGGAUUGUCAGGUAGCUGGUGAGGGACUUGAUGAAGGACAACAUGAGAUUCUUAAUGAGGAUUGUCAGGUAGCUGGUGAGGGACUUGAUGGAAAAGAUGAUAGUGAGAUCAGUUUAGAUGACAGUGACUUUGAUGAGAAGUGGGAGUGGUCCAAAGUCCUUCCAACCUUUGGUUCAGUAGAUGAAGACCAAGUUGCUACCAAGGAUAAAAAUCCAGCUUGUUUGGAUGAAUUUGCAAAUGAGGAUGGAGCUUCUGAUGACUUGGAAACACCACCUGACAGUGAUGAUGAAAUUGGUCAGCAAAGGAAAAAGUUCCCAAUUUUCAAACUCCCUCCAGAUGGUGCAGAGGUUAAGUUUGUAGUUGGGCAGAAAUUUACUACUUCCAAACUCUUUAAAACAGCUAUUAAAGAGUAUGCUCUUCAAAGGAGGAAGAAUGUAAUUUUAGAGAAGAGUGAUAGCAAAAGGGUUGUCAUUAAAUGCGAGGGUGAGUGUCCAUUUUAUUGCAGGCUUUCCAAGUAUGAGCAGAACAAUUUCUGGCAGAUUGUCUCACUGGUUGAUGAGCACUCAUGCUAUAGGACCUCCAAGAAUCGCCAUGCCAGGCCUAAGCUACUUGCCAAGAAAUUGAUGCAAACAAUAAGGCAUAACCCUGGAAUGAAGUGCAAUUCUGUGGUUGCUGAAGGCCAGCUUAGGUGGGGAGUAGUGCUGAAUAGAUUUCAAGCAUCAAGAAUUAGGACAGCAGCCAAAAAGAUGAUUGAUGGGGCAGAGCAGGAACAAUAUAAACAUCUAAGGAGUUAUGCUAAUGAGCUAUUGAGGAGCAACCCAAACGGCACUGUGAUUAUCAAAAGUGAGAUGGGAGCGGAUGGCCCUGUGUUCCAGAGAAUUUAUGUGUGCUUUGUUGCUUGCAGAAUGGCUUUUGCAAGACACUGCAGACCACUCAUUGGAUUGGAUGGCUGUUUCUUGAAGGGUGUUUAUGGUGGACAGCUGCUUACUGCUGUUGGUAAGGAUGGGAACAACCAGAUGUUCCCAAUUUCCUUUGCUGUUGUUGAGGCUGAGACUAGAGAUUCAUGGGAAUGGUUUGUGUCCCUAUUACUGGAUGAUCUGAACACAAUACAAUCAAGGAGGUGGUCAUUUAUUUCAGAUCAACAGAAGGGCUUGGUUCCCACCUUAGCAGCAUUGAGUGAAGAUGUGGACCAUAGAGUAUGUGUUAGGCAUGUUUAUGGAAACUGGAGAAAGAAGUAUCCAGGAGAGGAAAUGAAAAAUGCACUAUGGUCAGCUGCUAGAUCAUGCACUGUGCCUCAAUUUGACAGGGCAAUGCAAAAGCUUAAGGAGAUGAAUGAAGAAGCAUGGAAGGAUCUAUGUGAGAUACCUCUUAAGCAGUGGGCAAAAGCACAUUUUAGUACUCAUUCUUUGUGUGACCUGCAAGUGAACAACAUGUGCGAAGCUUUCAACAUGGCAAUUCUGGAACACAGGGAUAAACCCAUCAUAUCACUCAUUGAAGGCCUAAAGCACUACAUCAGCUCUCGGAUUGUGAAGCAGAGGGACUUAAUGUUGAGGUACAAGGGAAACAUAUGCCCCAUGAUUCAGGAGAAAUUGGAGGCUCACAAGUUAGCAGCACAAAACUGGGCACCACAUUGGAAUGGUGAUACCCUUAAUUCAAAAUUUGAGGUUACAGAUGGGACUAACAAGUAUCGUGUGGAGCUGGCCAAAAAUCAUUGUGCAUGUAGGAGAUGGGAUUUGACAGGUAUCCCAUGCUGCCAUGCUAUUCCUUGCAUGUGGCAUAACCGUACUCACCCUGAAGAAUAUGUGGACAACUACUAUAGGAGAGAUACUUUUCUGUCCACUUAUGCAUAUAUAAUUGAACCAAACAAUGGUCCCAUGCUCUGGCCUGUCAGUGAUCUGCCACCACUAAAUCCACCAUAUGUGAGAAGGGCACCUGGAAGACCUAAGACUCAAAGAAACAAAAAGAAUGAUGAGCCCAGGAAUCCCUACAAGCUUGCAAGGAAUCAGACCAAGGUUAAGUGCAGUAGGUGUGGAAAGUGGGGUCACAAUAUAAGAACUUGUGGAGGGAAAACUGGUGCGGAUAGGGAAAUAGAGAAAGGGGGGAACAAGCAAAACUCAAAGAAGACUCACCCAAAACCUAGAACAAGAAGUGCAAGGACUGCUGAUGCACCUCUAAAGCCUACAUACAAGCCUGCUGCAAAAGGAAAGAGGAAGACUAAAGCAAGUGAGCCUACUGCUUCUCAGCCAAUGACAGCUCAAGCUAAUGGAAGUCAGGCAAAUGCAUCACAACCACAAUCUCAAGCUAAUGGAAGUCAGCCAAAUGCAUCACAACCACAAUCUCAAGCUAAUGGAAGUCAGCCAAAUGCAUCACAACCACAAUCUCAAGCUAAUGGAAGUCAGCCAAAUGCAUCACAACCACACUCUCAAGGUAGCACAAUUACAGCUUCAUUACCACCAGCUGGUGUAGCUAGAAGGGGAAGAAAGAGAUCAAGAGCUGGACUAGGAACACAAGAGAGCACAAGCUGAAUGGGAAAGUGCUUUGUUGUUUCUGCAUUUUGUAUUUUGUUUCUAUGUACUUGGGAAGCCAAACUAGUAUGGCCUAUGAUUAUUGAUAUUUUGGUAUGGCCUUGUAUGACCUUGUAACUCUGCACUUUAUUUUGAUACUAUUAGUUAAGUGUAGACCUUUAUUGUUCCAGUUUAAAUGUAGACAAUUUAAAGCUUGGUUA